AUGCUCGAGUAGAGGACGCUGAUUGGAUGUUAGCACUACAGCUAACAGACUCAACCCUGGAUAACAAGGAAGUUCAGCAAGAUUAGAAAGAACCGUUUAAAGCUAAAGUUACCGAGAACAAUUUAGUAAUAAUUCGCUUUUGGGAUUCAAGUACCGGGUGAGUAGGUGUAUAUGAGGGUAAAACCCGGAAACGUGUACGUUUAAAGUUCUAAACCUAUAGCUGAAAGUGAAAGUACGAGGAUCUUUUCAAAAUGGCGUCUGCGAUGGACGAGGACGAUAUUACAGACCGACCAUCUCUUCUGGAGUCUGAUCUGAGCUGUCCGGUGUGUAGGGAUCUUUACCGAGACCCCUUAGUGCUCUCAUGCGGCCACAGCUUUUGUAGCGAGUGUCUGGAACGCAGCUGGAAGCACAAAACCCCGAAGACGUGUCCUGUGUGUCGUAAGAACUGCGAGGGAGAGACUCCGAUUCCGAACCGAGGCCUGAAGAACUCGACUGAAUCUUUUCAAAAAGAGAGAAGAUGGCAAUAUACCAAAGCUCCACAAGUGAUAUGCGGCUUACACCAACGCGAUCUGCAUCUGUUCUGCGUUCAGGAUGAAGUGCCUAUAUGUGCCGAGUGUGUUACACUUCAUUCUUAUCAUGAUGUCAAACCUGUAGACCAUGGAGUCAAGUAUUGCCAGGAGAUGCUAGACCUCAAAGUCAAGAUACUUGCUGACAAACUGGAGUCAUUUAAGAGGAUGAAGAAACGAUAUAAUGAGACAGUCAGUUUUAUUCAGAGCCAGUCAGAGGAAGCGGAGAAGCAAAUUAGACAGGAGUUUGAGAGGCUUCGUCAGAUUCUAAAAGAAGAAGAAGAUUCCAGAAUUUUAGCUCUAAAGAAAGAAGAGACUCAGAAGAAAGAGAUGAUGAAGAAGAAGAUUGAAAGCAUCAGCUCUGAUAUCACCCAUCUCACUGAGCUGGUUCAGUCACUGCGGAGGGAGAUGAGUGCAGAUGAUUUAGUUAUCCUACAAAACUACCAGAGUCUUAAACUUAGGGCCCAGUGGACAGAAGAAGAAUCCCAAAGGUUUCCCUCUGGAGCUCUCAUCAACAUGGCCGCACAUGUCGGAGCACUGGAUUAUAAAGUCUGGGACAGCAUGCGUUCAAAGGUCAAAUUUUUUCCAGUGCUCAUGGAUCCAAACACCAUUUCACCAUGGCUAUCCAUGUCCCCUGACUAUGCAAGUGUAAAAGAGAACACAGAGAGGCAAUCUGUCCCAGACAACCCUGAACGUUUUGACCCCUGCGUCUUUGUCCUGGGCUCGGAGGGUUUUACAACAGGACGCCAUCGUUGGGAGGUCUUUGUAGGCGAUAGCCCGAAGUGGGUCCUCGGAGUGUGUAAGGAGAAUGUGGCUCGCAAGAGGAAGUUCACUGUGACUACAUCAGGAGGUGUAUGGAGCAUCGGCUUAAGUAAAGGAGUGUACAGCGGUCUGACCUCUCCUCGCACACUACUAAAUGUGGAAAAGAGGCCCGAGAACAUCAGGGUGAAACUCAACAUGAAUAAAGGAGAGGUGUCUUUCUGGGAUGCUGACAGUGGAGCACACCUCAUCACCUACAACGAUGAAUUCCCUGCAAAGCUCUUUCCUCUCUUUGGCCCUGGGCUCCACAAAACUCCCCUGACUAUCCAGCCUGAAAAGCUCACAAAAUAGCAACGAUACACAGAGGGAUGUAACAAUACUGUGUGACAUGUAAAUGUGUAGACAAUACAACUAGUCAUGUUUAUAUGUUUUGAGUCAUGUUUCACUUUGUUAUAAUGCCAUUCCUUUAUGAUUUAAUGACUCUUACAUCCUUGAAUGCUCGUAAAUGCUGACUCUAUUGAAAAUGUAUCAUAUCAAGAAGCCUGCAUCUAUAAACUACAGCGCUACACUAAUAAGAGUUUAUUUUGUUGAAAAUCGUUCAAGUGGGCCGGUAUGUAUAGUCUGUCUUUGCUCGUUGUUCAUUAUUCUGCCGAAAGCAGAGCUGGCUAAAUAAAUCAGUUCUCAUUUA
This is a messenger RNA of Tachysurus fulvidraco (yellow catfish), 2013 nucleotides long. It is a transcript of the gene trim35-28, whose product is annotated as tripartite motif containing 35-28. The record is from RefSeq and is a predicted model, not a curated record. The transcript is spliced from 6 exons. NCBI's taxonomy places the organism in Eukaryota, Metazoa, Chordata, Actinopteri, Siluriformes, Bagridae. Gene Ontology annotation, molecular function: protein binding; zinc ion binding. The coding region runs from base 252 to 1676 and encodes 474 amino acids.